Molecule: messenger RNA, 606 nt
Organism: Suncus etruscus (white-toothed pygmy shrew)
Lineage: Eukaryota; Metazoa; Chordata; Mammalia; Eulipotyphla; Soricidae
Gene: CD59
Product: CD59 molecule (CD59 blood group)
Exons: 4
Coding region: 118-501 (127 amino acids)
Biological process (GO): negative regulation of activation of membrane attack complex
Cellular component (GO): plasma membrane
Molecular function (GO): complement binding
Source: RefSeq, a predicted model, not a curated record
GCGCCUGGGUCUAUAAAGAUCACCUGGGCGGCCCAGUCCAAAAUCCGGAGGAUGCGUGGCCACCGAGUAACUGUUCUGCUCCGCGUUUGACGUGUCCAGGUCCUGUAAACAGCUGCCAUGGAAAGCAAAAGAAGACUUGUCCUGUUUGGGCUCUUGCUCAUCCUGGCCCUCCUCUGUCGUUCAAGUCACAGCCUGAGGUGCUAUGAGUGCCCUAAAAAUGUUCUACCCUGCACUGAAACUGUGACCUGUGCCAGUGAUUUAGAUGCAUGUAUGUCUGCGUCGGCUGCUGCAGGACAACACAGUUAUUUUAAAUGUUGGAAAAGAAAGGACUGCAAGUCCUCGGAAAUUUUAAAACAGCUGUCAGAAAGCAACUUGAAGUACCAUUGCUGCGAAACAGACUUGUGUAACACAAAUCUACCGUCCAGUGCACCAGUCACAUCAGGAAAGAUAUUUCUGCUAGUGGUCCCAUUGCUGGCAGCAGUUUGGAACAUGCGUCUCUGAAUCAACUGAAGGAGGGCUUCUCCAAAACUUCUACUUUUGAGUAUUUAAUGUCUCCUUUGUUGCUGUCUUCCUAAAAUUUCCUGUUUUCAACUCAGUCGGGUAGAA